CUCCAGCGGCCGCUAGAUGUCGCCGAAGCGCGGCGCCGCUUUUCCCAGGCAGAAAGCUGAGUCACAUCUAAAGGCAGAAACAGGGAGACACACAGCCGUUCCUGCGCGCGUGAGGGAGUGUGUGUGUGUUGUGAGUGUGUGUACAUGCCAGGCAGUACCUGACCGCUGUUGACGAUGUUGACGAUCACGCUGAAAACUCUCCAGCAGCAGACCUUCAAGAUCCAGAUCGACGAGGAGCUGACGGUACGAGCCCUUAAAGAGAAGAUUGAAGCUGAAAAGGGAAAGGAGGCGUAUCCCAUAGCUGGACAGAAGCUCAUUUAUGCAGGUAAAAUCCUGAAUGAUGACAUACCUUUGAAGGAAUACAAAAUGGAGGAAAAGAACUUUGUGGUGGUCAUGGUAACUAAGCCCAGAACAGCUGCACCUCCACAGCCCCCUGCUGCUCCUCCUAUGGUCGCUGUUCCCCUUCCCGAUCUCUCUUCUCAGAUUGUCUCCACACCUGCCCCGCCUCCUUCUGCCCCAGCAGCCCCUGCACCCACCACAACACCUGCCCCCGUCCCUGUGCCUGCUCCUGCCGCCGUCCCUAUCCCAACACCUGCACCCACACCCACAAACACACCCGCCUCAGCCCCUGUAGAAGCAGAACCUUCAGCAGAACCUAUUGCCCCACCCACCACAGAGCCCCCUGCUGCCCCGGCCGCUCAGGCCGAGCCAGUAGAGACAGUGAGUGCACCUCCAGAACCUUCCCCAGUGCCACAACCCCAGACUGCCCAGCCCCAAGCAGCCGAACCAGAGCAGCCCAGAACAGCCCAACCCCAAGCCGCCCCGCUGGAGCAGCCCGGCAUCCCUGCUGCCGCCCUCUCAGCUGCUAGCAUGAUGGAGGAGCUGGGUCUUCUCGAGGAAGCAGCAUCGAUACUUGUGACCGGACAGGCGUAUGAGAAUCUGGUGACAGAGAUCAUGUCUAUGGGAUACGAGAGAGAACAGGUCAUCGCUGCUUUGAGAGCAAGCUACAAUAAUCCUGACCGGGCAGUGGAAUACCUCCUCAUGGGUAUUCCUGCUGAAUUAGAGCAGCCUCCACAAGAAGUAGUGCGACCAACUCCAGUGGCCAACCCUGCCUCUGCCCCAGCUUCUGCCCCGGCUCCAGCUCCUGCUCCUGCCCCUGCCCCAGCUCCUUCCCCAGCUCCUGCUCCUGUUUCAGCUCCAGCUCCCGCUCCACAAACCGAGAGACCUCAGCCUCCAGCAGCUGCUGCAGGUGCUACAUCUGCGCCCCCUCAGCCCCAGUCUGCGUCAGGUAACCCUCUGGAGUUCCUGAGGAACCAGCCGCAGUUCCAGCAGAUGCGUCAGAUCAUCCAGCAGAACCCUGCCCUCCUGCCUGCACUGCUGCAGCAACUGGGCCGGGAUAACCCUCAGCUCCUACAGCAAAUUACGCAGCACCAGGAACGCUUCGUACAGAUGCUGAAUGAGCCACUGGGGGGUGAGGCGGAGGCUGCACAGGCACAAGGAUCUCCACAGACCAGUUACAUCCAGGUCACUCAGCAGGAGAAAGAGGCCAUUGAGAGGUUAAAAGCCUUGGGGUUUCCAGAGGGACUAGUCAUCCAGGCUUAUUUUGCCUGCGAAAAGAACGAGAACCUAGCAGCCAACUUCCUCCUCCAGCAGACCUUCGACGACGAGUGAAUGUGUAAAGCACGCAUUAGAAACCUCAGUGGGCGAUGGAGUUUGCGUGUAGCGUGUGCGUGCUGGCAGAAGUUUUUCGAUGUGACUGGGAAUGUUCUGUGCUGUGUACCAUGGAGAGAAAGCCAUGACGUGAAGUACUCUAAUAUCAGAGAUGUGAUGUUCUGCCUGUCUGUAUUAGAUUAGUUCACUCUUGGACAGAACGUCUGUCUGUCUGCUCUGCUGCUGUUCCUGCCGAGUGUGCCGUAUGAGUUUGCAGGUUUUUAUCUCUACUGUUUAAUUUAUUGCAAUUAAAUCCUGCCAAAAGAC
This is a messenger RNA of Astyanax mexicanus (Mexican tetra), 1977 nucleotides long. RefSeq names its product RAD23 homolog A, nucleotide excision repair protein b (gene rad23ab). Gene Ontology annotation, molecular function: polyubiquitin modification-dependent protein binding; ubiquitin binding; proteasome binding. The transcript has 10 exons. Bases 175 to 1671 code for a protein of 498 amino acids. Gene Ontology annotation, biological process: nucleotide-excision repair; proteasome-mediated ubiquitin-dependent protein catabolic process. The record is from RefSeq and is a predicted model, not a curated record. Gene Ontology annotation, cellular component: cytosol; nucleoplasm. NCBI's taxonomy places the organism in Eukaryota, Metazoa, Chordata, Actinopteri, Characiformes, Acestrorhamphidae.